Molecule: messenger RNA, 1113 nt
Organism: Brugia malayi
Lineage: Eukaryota; Metazoa; Nematoda; Chromadorea; Rhabditida; Onchocercidae
Exons: 8
Coding region: 1-1113 (370 amino acids)
Source: RefSeq, a predicted model, not a curated record
AUGCAUUACUUGAGGGUUCAAGCAACAUGUGUCACUCAUCGUGACAGUAUUAGCAGUGAUUCAAGUGAGUCAAUCAUUGCAUUUCCGGUGGAAGUUGAUCGAGAUGAAAUAUCAGAGCAAGAAACUGAUCCAAAUUCAGAUUCGGAAAAAGAUAUUAUGCACGGUGAUUCAACUGUAUUUUCAAUUGAAAAUACAGCUUUGGAUACACGGAUGACAUUGAAAAGUGUUUUAAAUUGUCCUUUCGAAUAUAUCAAUAAGCAGCCACCAUUAUUGGCUAUGGAAAAUUAUUGUUUUGUAAUUAAUGGUGAUUUGGUUGAUGUUGAACAAAUAAUUGAAAAUUCGAAAUCAUGGUGGAAGCAAACAAGUUCUCGAGUACGCUAUUACUUAUCGAAAGGGAUGAAAACAUUUUAUGAGGUUGAUGCAUUACUCUGCCGCGGUGAAUUACGUUGUGCAUAUGCACGAAGAGGUCGAGCAGCUAGCAUUGAACCAAUUCCAUUAGAACAAAUUUUUCGAGUAUCACGGAUAUACAGUCACUGGAAGACGUGUAUCAGUUUUCAUCGAAUUAUCAGUUGUAUUAAUCCAGUUACGAAAAAUGCAACUGAAGUUUAUGGUUUUCAAAAGCGAAUUUUUGUGCAAUAUUUAUGGAGAACAGAAAAACGUGAAGAGAAACGACGUGUAGCACGUGAGUAUCGAACAAGUAAAAUACCGAUACCAUCCACAAAUAAAACUGCUACUGAUCGAUUGAGAAAAUUAUCAUUAUUUGCAACAUUUGAUAAAUCAUCUUCAUUGAUGCAAAAUUCGAUUGGUACUAUGAUAUCAGGUCGCAAUUAUCCCUCAUAUAUUCCACAACCAAAAGUGAAUUAUCAACCAAAACAAACUUUACAAGCAGAUUUGUCAACAUCAUUCAAUCGACGUCAUUCUUUGAUACCUCAAUUACGAAAUUCAAGACGAAGAAGUGAGCAGCAGCGAAUUCAUGAAACUUUUAAAAUUACUCUUCCAAAAUCGAUUGAUAAUAAAAAUCGACCGGUAUCAUUGCUUGAAAUCAGGGAACAAUUUCAAAAGCAUCAAAAGAAAUUUCGAAAAAGACAAUCUACAAGCACAAUUAAUUGCUAG